GUUUCAUUUCCUGUGUUGCCUUCACUUCCGUGUUUAUAGCCGUGAAUAAAAAAAAUCAGCCGGGAAAAUAUUUUAUUUAAAAAAAAAAAAAAUCCUGACCAACUCGAUUAAAACAUAGCAACACAGCAAUCUCCAAGUAAAAACUCCAGGACCCAGAGUCCUUUGCGGUAGUGACUCCAGUGUGUCAGCAUGUGUGUGUGUGUUUGUGGUAUAAGCUCCGCCCACCGCUCCAGUGAACGGGCAGGACUGUCGGCUCCAGUGUUUACGCUGAGAUGCUCACAACAAAGGAGAGAAGUGAGAGAGAGAGAGAGAGACAGUGAAGAAGACUCCGCUGCUCCGUGGGACUCUGGACACCGACUCCUGUCUCCGGCAGCAGGAGGAGGACGCGGAGAAUAAACGCCUUGAAUUACCUUUUUAUUUAAAUUUUUUUUUUUAAAUAUCAUCCAAUUACCAAUUGUCGCGUGUGUGUGGGGGACAAGCACACCCGGAGAGGAAAGGGGAAAUUAGCGACGAAAUUAGAGUGGAGCCGGUGGACGGAGCGGUUAGCCAGCCCUGCUAACAUCAGCAAGUUGGAGAAAGACAAGUCUGGGGACACAGCAGAAGAAGAAGAAGACAAACCCCGGGGACGACGACAGGACAAAAGCCGUCACGUCACAGGCGCUAACGACUCGGCACCGACGGACACAUGAAACAUGAGAGGGUGGAGCUGAAGCUCAGCUGACCCUUGCCCUUCCUCCUUCUCCUCCUCCUCCUCCUCCUCUCCUCUGGAUCGAUACCUCACCCCUCUCUUUUCCACCCUCCCGUCUUCCUCCUCCCUGCUGGAUCGUACUCAUCUUUCCUAUGCUCCUCGUCUGAACCUCGUCCAUCCGCCCAAUGUACUCCCCGGAGCAGGAAAACAUCUCCACCACCACCUCCACCAAAGUGCCAGUGAAGUAUGGAGAGCUCAUUGUGCUGGGGUACAACGGCUCUCUGCCCAACGGGGACAGAGGUCGACGUAAAAGCAGAUUUGCACUUUGUAAGAGACCCAAGGCCAAUGGGGUGACCCCCAGCACGGUGCACGUGGCCUGUUCUCCACAGGCAGCCAAGGCCAUCAGUAAUAAAGACCAGCACAGCAUCUCAUACACUCUGUCCCGAGCUCAGACGGUGGUGGUGGAGUACACACACGACAGCAACACCGACAUGUUCCAGAUCGGUCGAUCCACAGAAAGUCCCAAUGACUUCGUGGUGACAGACACGGUUCCUGGCAGCCAGAGUAACGCAGACACCCAGUCUGUCCAGAGCACCAUCUCCCGCUUCGCCUGUCGCAUCAUCUGUCAGCGCACGCCGCCUUACACUGCACGCAUCUACGCCGCAGGGUUCGACUCCUCCAAGAACAUCUUCCUCGGGGAGAAAGCUGCGAAGUGGAAGACGUGUGACGGUCAGAUGGACGGACUGACCACCAACGGGGUCCUGGUCAUGCAUCCUCGGAACGGAUUCAGCCAGGACUCCAAACCGGGCGUCUGGAGGGAGAUCUCUGUCUGUGGCAACGUCUUCACUCUGAGGGAAACACGCUCGGCGCAGCAGCGAGGGAAGAUGGUGGAAAAUGAGAGUCAGGAGCUGGUGGACGGUUCCCUCGUCGACCUCUGCGGAGCCACGCUGCUGUGGCGCACCGCCGAAGGCCUGUCACGCACUCCCACCCUCAAACACUUGGAGGCGCUGCGCCAGGAGAUCAACGCUGCCCGCCCUCAGUGUCCCGUGGGCUUCAACACAUUGGCGUUCCCCUCGAUGCGGCGGAAGGACACGCCGGACGAGAAGCAGCCGUGGGUUUACCUCCAGUGUGGCCACGUGCACGGAUACCACAACUGGGGCAACCACCGGGAGGAGCGGGAGGGCAGGGAGGGGGCGCAGNNNGGGUGCCCCAUGUGUCGGGCCAAAGGGCCGUACGUGCCGCUGUGGUUGGGCUGUGAGUCGGGCUUUUACGUGGACGCAGCGCCCCCUACUCACGCCUUUAAUCCCUGCGGCCACGUUUCCUCGGAGAAGACGGCGGGAUUCUGGAGUCAGAUCCCACUCCCCCACGGCACGCACACCUUCCACGCUGCCUGUCCCUUCUGUGCCCAGCAGCUGAACGGGGAGCAGGGCUUCGUCAGACUCAUCUUCCAGGGACCGCUGGACUAACACACCUGGGGGAGGGGGAAUUAUUGGAGGAUGAGGACGAAGAUGGACCUCUUCACCUCUUCCUCCAGAUGAGACUCAGAACUUUCUUAUGGACCUUGUUUUUUUUUUUUGUCUUCUCUCCCUGAUUUUUAAGUGACCUUUGUAUUGCUUUUUUUUCAUGAAUGACGACAAAGAUAAAGAUCUAUAUUUUCACACACACACACACACAUUCACACACACGCACACACACACCAAACACAGACCAGAGCUGAGUUUAAAUCUGUGUCUUUAAUAAAUGACUUUUCACAACAGUAUUUAUCUAAACGUCCAGCAGGUGGCGGUGCGGACGAAUGGUUUUUAUUCAGGCGGUGAAUGUUGCAGUACUCCUCCGUGUACAUGUCUCUGAGCUAAUUUAAAACAAAGAGCUUUUAUUUAUGGUCCAGGAA
Molecule: messenger RNA, 2579 nt
Organism: Cynoglossus semilaevis (tongue sole)
Lineage: Eukaryota; Metazoa; Chordata; Actinopteri; Pleuronectiformes; Cynoglossidae
Gene: peli1b
Product: pellino E3 ubiquitin protein ligase 1b
Exons: 8
Coding region: 874-2154 (426 amino acids)
Biological process (GO): regulation of Toll signaling pathway; protein K48-linked ubiquitination
Molecular function (GO): protein binding; ubiquitin protein ligase activity
Source: RefSeq, a predicted model, not a curated record